AUGAUUUCAAUUCGUGCUUUAAAGACACAGAGACUUGCUAUCCAAUCGGUGGCCAGGAGAAGCUAUGCUGUCUCGAGCAAGGCACAAGCCUUGUUGUCGAAGCCAGUUCAAGAAAUUGAUCCUGAAAUGGCUGACAUUUUGAACCAAGAAAAGACCAGACAAAAGAAUUCCAUUACUUUGAUUCCAUCUGAAAAUUUUACUUCGAAAGCUGUUAUGGACUUGUUGGGUUCUGAAAUGCAAAACAAGUACUCCGAAGGUUACCCAGGGGAAAGAUAUUAUGGGGGUAAUGAAAUCAUUGACAAGGCCGAGUCCUUAUGUCAAAAGAGAGCCUUGGAAGCGUUCAACUUGAACCCUGAGGAAUGGGGAGUUAAUGUACAGCCAUUAUCCGGUGCACCCGCCAACUUGUAUGCCUAUUCAGCAGUCUUGGAGGUUGGCGACAGAAUUAUGGGUUUGGACUUGCCCCACGGAGGUCAUUUGUCUCAUGGGUACCAAACCAACACUACGAAAAUUUCAUUUGUCUCAAAAUAUUUCCAGACCAUGCCCUACAAACUAAAUGAAAAAACAGGAGUGAUUGAUUACGAUACUUUGGAGAAGAAUGCCGAACUUUUUAGACCAAAAAUCAUUGUUGCUGGUGCAUCUGCAUACUCAAGAGUUAUUGACUACAAAAGAAUGAAACAGAUUGCCGACAAGGUUGGCGCUUACUUGUUGUCGGACAUGGCACACAUCUCGGGUCUCGUCGCUGCUGGUGUCACGGACUCACCUUUCCCAUACUCAGACAUUGUCACCACCACCACCCAUAAAUCCUUGAGAGGUCCAAGAGGAUCCAUGAUCUUUUUCAGGAAAGGGAUCAGGAAAGUAACCAAGAAGGGAAAAGAAAUCCCAUACGAUUUGGAAAGAAAGAUCAACUUUUCCGUUUUCCCAGGUCAUCAAGGUGGUCCACAUAACCACACCAUAUCUGCAUUGGCUGUUGCAUUGAAACAAUGUUCUGAGCCAGAGUAUAAGCAAUACCAACAAGAAGUUGUCGACAAUGCAAAACACUUUGCAGAUGCAUUAGAGUCCAAAGGGUUCCAGUUAGUCUCUGGUGGAACUGAUACUCAUUUAAUUUUGCUCAACUUGAACUCAAAAAACAUUGACGGAGCCAGACUCGAGGCUGUUUUGGAAAGGGCCAACAUUGCAGCCAACAAAAACACUAUUCCGGGUGACAAGAGCGCCCUUUUCCCCUCAGGAUUGAGAGUUGGUACACCAGCCAUGACCACGAGGGGGUUUGGAUUUGAUGAGUUCUCGAGGGUUGCCGACUUUAUUGACCAAGCAGUAGCCAUUGCCGUUGAUUUGAAGAGCAAAGAGCAAGGAAAAGUACCAAAAGAAUUAUUGGCCAGCUUCAAAUCCUUGGCUGAUGAAAGUGCAGAGGUUAAGAAGUUGGGCGAUGAAGUUGCUCAAUGGGCAAGUCAAUUUCCAGUACCAGGAGAUUUGUAG
Messenger RNA from Lodderomyces theae, 1473 nucleotides. It is a transcript of the gene SHM1, whose product is annotated as glycine hydroxymethyltransferase. The transcript has a single exon. The coding region runs from base 1 to 1473 and encodes 490 amino acids. Gene Ontology annotation, biological process: L-serine catabolic process; tetrahydrofolate interconversion; folic acid metabolic process. The record is from RefSeq and is a predicted model, not a curated record. Lineage: Eukaryota; Fungi; Ascomycota; Pichiomycetes; Serinales; Debaryomycetaceae. Gene Ontology annotation, cellular component: cytoplasm. Gene Ontology annotation, molecular function: pyridoxal phosphate binding; serine binding; cobalt ion binding.